Messenger RNA from Spodoptera litura, 1004 nucleotides. NCBI's taxonomy places the organism in Eukaryota, Metazoa, Arthropoda, Insecta, Lepidoptera, Noctuidae. The record is from RefSeq and is a predicted model, not a curated record.
CAGAAAACAACUGUUCCAACAUUCGUCCAUAGAUGGCGUUUUUUAUUUGAGAUCGUUUUCUGAAUCGCGGUGUUAAGAUUCUCCGGCAAUAGUAUAAGGGUCUAAAGAAUUUUUUUGAUGUUGGGGGACUUAACUUUGGUUAGUGGCCAUCGCAGGGUUUGUCCGGGUAGUCAACAGCCUUAGCGUGCUGAACUACGAGUGGUCCUUUCAAAAAAAAAAAAAUUGAUGUUGUUAUCAAUGUGUCACGUGCUAUUGUAACAUAUUUUUCAUUAUAUGUACAAUAAUUCGGAAUACAAGUGUUCGAUCACCAUGCAGUCCCCAAUUCUCCUGUGUUUCGCUGCUGUCCUGGCGUGUGUGUGCGCUCAAGUCAACCGGCUCCCAACGAAUGAUGAGACCAGGUUCUUCAACUUUGAACGCAACGCUGGCAGGGGAAGGAUCUUUGGAACACUUGGCAGUUCUGAUUCUGGCCUUUUUGGCCGAGGUGGCUACAAGCAGGAUAUAUUCAACGACCACCGUGGUCGUCUCCAAGGUCAGGCGUAUGGCUCCCGAGUGCUCGGCCCAGCUGGAGACAGCAGCAUUCUUGGUGGCAAGCUGAACUGGAACAACAAUAACGCUAGAGCUACCCUGGAUGUCCAUAAGGAAAUUGGGAGAGGCAGUGGUGUAUCCCUUACCGGUGACGGUGUUUGGAAAUUGGACAAGAACACUAGAUUAGUCACUGGUGGGAACUUCCAGAAGCAAUUCGGACAUCACACACCGGAAUUGGGCGCCCAUGCUGCUAUUGAGCACGACUUUUAAGAUCUGAGUUGAGAACACUGUCUUAUCAAUGGUAGAUAAGUCAUUAAAUCCAUUGAAUAAUCUACAUUUAAAAUAAUCAGGCUGUGAAUAGUUACAUUUUAUUCAAUAAGUUAUUCAUUUCAUAUUAUCAUUUAAAUUUCGUAUUGUUGUGUAAGUAAUUGCAUUUAUUCGCCAAAGAAUGAUGAAAAAUGUAUUAUUUUGUAGAUAAU